UCAAUUAAAAACUAUCGUGGCAGCAUGAGACCUGCCGGUACCUACUGACUACUGAGUACACUAACCCCCUCAGUACCGCGCCUUCAUUCCAGCCAGUCCAGUGUGCCUUUCUCUUUGUCGUAUUUGUGGAGAAGAAAGAGAGCUGAGCUGGGUCACGAUAUGCCACCCACCUUGCUCCACCCCCUGGAGGGCAGAGUAUAAAAACGAGCUUACCGGCCCUCUGGUGCCCCGAUUCCCCCGGGGGGAACACAGUGAAUAGCGCUGAGCUCUGCAGCGCAUUGAGAUAGAUGAUCGAGUAUUGAGCCCAUCCUCUCCCUCAAACCAUCAUCGCAGCUUCCUCCCUGACUCACCUCGUAUCGAGACCAAUCAACAAAAAAAGAAAGACAUCAUGACACCAUCAGUAGCAGCAGCAGCAGCAUCGAACCUAGCCCCAGCCCUCCUCAGCCACCACCUCCACCCGCACCACCACCUAAUCUUCACCCUCGACACCACCACAACAACAACGUGCCUGCUCCUCCUCCUGCCCACCCUAUACCUCCUCCACACGAUCCGCAAAGACUACCAUGCCUUCCUCGCCCUCGGACCGGGAGGCACCCCCUCAACGCCAGCAGGCUACCUCCGCAUCUGCAUCCUGCGCCUCUUCAUCCUGCGCAACCCGUUGCUAGCGCCCACAAUACCACCCUGCGUACAACCGCAACAAGGCCUCCUCAGCCCCUCGCACCUGCCGCCGCGCUCCGGCCCGCGCCCCGUCGUCACAGGAAUCGCACCGCAACGCCAAACGACCCAGAAAAGCGACGCGGCGAUCUACGAAACCCUGUCCUCCGAGAUCCACCGCCUGGUCGCCCAGCACCCGGACACGCUAUACACGGGCACCUCGUGCUUUGAGAAGUACAGCACGGGGAUGUUCUGCGCGGGGAAUGGCAACGGGGGCGCCAACGCUGCCUGUGGUGGUAACGACAGCACCACCACCCUCACAAAUCCAACCAACAUUUCCAACACCAACACCACCGCACCAACCCUCAAAGUAGCCAACACCAACGGCGGCAGCAACAACAACAGCCACCAACAAGAACAACGCCGCCACCGCCUCACCUGCAACGGGGAGGUGUGUCACGCCCACCCGAGCGACGGCAGCCUGCACCUGACGCUGCACCCGGCGGACGUGAAGCUGGUGCUGGAGCGCGGCUGGGGCCAGCGGCACCCACUGGCCCGCGACAGCUGGUGGUGGUGGCUGCGCAUCGUGCCGCCCGGGUUCGUGAUGGUGUAUGCGCCCCGCGACGCGGAGGAGCUGGAGUGCGUGCUCGAGAUCAUCCGGGCGGCGGCGUGGUGGGUGAGUGGGACGGAGUUGCGGCGGUGAAAAAGCUUUGCUUUUCAGGAAGUAGCUUAGAAGAUGCCGCGGGGUGGUGAGACGUGGUGAUGCCCCAGGGGGAAGGCUUGCGGGGUGAGGUUAGUAUAUGGUCGGGUGGGUGUAGUGCUUACGAAUGGUGGCGGUGGUAGUGGUGGUAGUUGAGCAACUGAAAGGAUUUUCGGGGUUUAGUGCUUAAUAUUAUCGUCCCCGCCGCCGUCAUCACCGGGAUGUG
This is a messenger RNA of Aspergillus uvarum CBS 121591, 1580 nucleotides long. RefSeq lists its product as uncharacterized. Bases 389 to 1357 code for a protein of 322 amino acids. NCBI's taxonomy places the organism in Eukaryota, Fungi, Ascomycota, Eurotiomycetes, Eurotiales, Aspergillaceae. The record is from RefSeq and is a predicted model, not a curated record. The transcript is spliced from 2 exons.